Molecule: messenger RNA, 2220 nt
Organism: Capronia epimyces CBS 606.96
Lineage: Eukaryota; Fungi; Ascomycota; Eurotiomycetes; Chaetothyriales; Herpotrichiellaceae
Exons: 5
Coding region: 1-2220 (739 amino acids)
Source: RefSeq, a predicted model, not a curated record
AUGCAUCAUUAUACCCUCUUGGCCGAGUCCACGAGCACCGCCGUCUCCUACUCCUCCGGGCACAUCGUCCUCUCCUACGUGACGUCUCUGCUAGGAUGCAUCACCACCUUGGAGUUGUUGCAGCGGCGAACCUCGACCAGAGGGGCGUAUAAUUGGUUCCUGCUCGGAGCCGCCGCGGUCACCAUGGGUGCCAUCUCGAUCUGGGGGAUGCACUUUGUCGCCAUCGGCGCUAUCAUCCUCGCCCACGGAGCUCCCGACCGCCAGAUCCUGUACAAGCCCGGCUUCACCGCCAUUUCCUUCUUCGUCCCCAUCCUCGUCCUUCUCAUUGCCUUCUACAUGCUUGGACAGCCGGCCCGGGCCCGUCAAGUCCAUGUGGCCAUCGCCAGUGUCCUCAUGGGCGCAGCAGUCUGUGGCAUGCAUUCCCUGGGACAAUAUGGGUUGCAGAACUACCGCUGUGUAUACAAGGUCCCCAAUCUGGUGGGUUCGGCCAUCAUUUCGGUGCUGGCGAGUUUUAUUGCCCUCAGCGUCUUCUUCCGCCUGCGAGACACCUGGACCGACUGCUGGUGGAAAAGAGUGCUGUGUAGUGCUAUUCUCGCCCUCGCUAAAGGGGACGGGACUGUCCACGGCCGCUUCGGUUCCCAGACCACCAUUGUUGCCUCUUCCUUGUCCAUGGGCGCCUGUAUUGUCCUUCUCGCCGUUGCUUUCAUCCGCGGCCGGCGCAUGCACACCGCCCGAAUCAAAGCGCAACGGCUGGUGCUGGCCUGCGCUUAUUUCGACCAGGAUGGAAAGUUGAUGGUCACCGAGGAAGGCAUCUUGCCCAGCGAAAAGAUCACCAAUCAAUACCUAGAAAAGGUCGAGAUCGGUGCUAUCCUGUCCAUGUUCGCUCUCGAGGCUAACGUGCAAUCGCAGAACUUUGGAGAAGAUGAACUCAGCCGGUCCCAAGUGGCCUUUCUCUGGGUCUUCAAAGCAUCUCGGAACUGGGCAUUACUGAAGGAAUUCCUCCCUGCCAUGGCCGACUACAUCAGGACCGACCCAGCCGUGAAGAGGUACCGUCCCGGGCACACAGCCUCCCACUCACGCAUCGAUGCAAGUGAGAUUCCGCUCAAUUUUGCCCCGGUUUUCAAGCAACUAUUUUGCAUGGCCGCACAACGGUUGGCGAACCACCUCCAUGAGCCACUGGAGCAGCUGGGAGUGUUAUUCGAGGAACCCCUGGAGACCGGAGCGCUCUUCCUCUUCACGCCAAGCAAGACGGCGCUGGCGGACCUGUCCCCACAAGUCUACGCCACCACGGACGUCGAGAGUGGCCACUGCAUUGCACGAGGUAAAUACCUGUUCCUGACCCGCCAGCUGAAGAGCGAUGAAACGGCCAAGUUUGCGGCGCUGGGGUACCGGUUCGCGGCCGUGGCACGCAUCGCCGAGCCCAUGGCCAAAAGGAUGCAGAUCAACCGGGACAAUUUGGUGGCUCGCAUGAAACGAAUGCAGCUGAGCGUCUCCCCUGACCAUCUACCAUCGCCGGGGGUCCAUCUGGCGUGCUUUAUACUGAGGCCCAGCGUCUAUACAAGCUUCGACGUUUUAGUACCCGAAUCUGUGCAAAAUCAACUGCCUCACACCACUAUCCAGCCGCACGAAUUGACCGCGGAACAGUCCCAACAGUUGACAAGUCUGUUCGACGAGUCAACAGUCACUGAGGCUCUGAGGGCCCUUGAAGAUCGAUCCAGUCGCAGCGAGCUUGACGCCGACUUCGGCCGGCGACUUCACCGGGCCAUUAUGAAGCUCGUCGAUGUGAUGGGAGACUCGGACAGUCUGAUGCAAGCCAGGAUGUCCGCCCGACCGUUCCAAGUGCCAUGUCAGCCAGACCCGGGUGACCUGUCGCCGCCGACAUGUACUUUCCUGAUAAUGCGAAUGAUGCGGGAUGUCCACGCCUCGUCGGCAAGAAAAGAGCUGGUGUACGUGCCGCUCUCCGCCUUUCGGGUGCAACAACAGUAUUUGACCGCCGGGUGGCGGGACGAGCAAUUUGCGCGGGAAGUCAAUGCAGAGUUCGGCCACCUUCGGCAAGACAGCGUGAAAUGGAGACGAUUCAACAGCAUGCAGCUGGCCCCGGUGCAAGAUCAUGCCGAUGGACGAGAUGCAAACGCCUGGCGGAAAGAGCUCAUGCGAGCCGCCGCCGCGGAGGCGAAGAAGGGGCCACGGGCGAGUGCGAAAAGGACCAACCUGGGAUAG